Insectozyma verbasci is the source of this 681-nucleotide messenger RNA. The record is from the annotation of a GenBank genome assembly. NCBI's taxonomy places the organism in Eukaryota, Fungi, Ascomycota, Pichiomycetes, Serinales, Debaryomycetaceae.
AUGUUGGUUAAAAUUUGUGGAAUAUCAGAUAUUGAAUCUGCAAAAUGUGCAAUAGAUAACGGAGCAAACUUAAUUGGAUGUAUACUAGUCCCAAACAGAUCAAGAACAAUCAACCAUGAAAUAGCUAAAGAAAUUUCAAAACUUGUAAAAUCAAAACGAACAAAACAAUUGAAAAUUCCAAAUACAACUAACGUAAACGAGUAUUUCGAAGAACUUGCAGCUGAGAUAAGUCGAACUGGUCCUUAUUUAGUAGGAGUGUUUAGAAAUCAACCCAGAGAUGACGUUAUUAGGAUAGCUACGGAGUUAGAAUUAGAUUUUAUUCAAUUACAUGGCAAUGAAGAUAAAUUGGAAUAUUUGGGAUAUGGAUUUGGAGUUAUACCGAGAUAUAUAAUCCCCAAGGAGCAUGAGUUGUUAAAAGAACAUGCAGAUAUCUUAGUUGGUCAAUUAUCUUUACCUUUACUUGAUUCUGAUUUGGGUGGAGAAGGAAAGACUAUUGAUUGGGAUUAUAUUAAUGAGAAGUUGGAUGUUGGAAGUAUUUUAGCAGGUGGAUUGACUAGUGAAAAUUUACCUAAGUUGAAUAAUAUUAUUGGAUUUGAUGUUUCUGGUGGUGUUGAAACUAAUGGUAAGAAAGAUUUAAAUAAAAUUGAAAAAUUUAUAAAGAAAGGUAGAAGUAUACAAUAA